AUGGAUCAGAAUCAGUAUUCGGCGUUCUCGCCAAUAUCAGCAACCGCUACUCGUCUUACUUUCGACAACAUUCCUCUCAACUCUCCUCAACACAAUGGUCCGAAGUCUUCCAAGAAGAAUGCCACACCAAAGCCUCCUGACACGUCAGCAGCACCAGGAAGCAGCGCCAGGCGCAGGAACAGCACACCAGGCUUCAUUUCCGCAGACGGUGCCGAUAUCGUCUCCGUCGACGGUAACCUCAUUUCGCGAGCCAAUCCCUCGCCAGCCUUGGCGAAAGAUGCAUUGGCUGCCAUCGCAGCAGCGUCUUUAAAGCCGGCUCCUCCCAGGUCUGCAGCGAGGCAGAGCCGAGCCAUUGUUCCGGUUGCGGAGACGAGGCUCGAAGAGGAGGAGCAGGUCUGGCAGCGAUACCGGGAGUCAGGGUUGGACGAGGUCGUGGUUCUGCGGAAAGAGCGAGACGCGCUAAUGGAGAAGGCGAACUCGUUGGAUCAAGAGCUCUACGAGUACCAGUACAACAUGGGUCUGUUGCUGAUGGAGCGGCAGAAGUGGUUACCCAAGUACGAGGACGCGCGAGCGGCGCUGGAGGAAGCGGAAGCGGAGCUGCAGCGGGAAGCGACGGCGCACAGGGUCGCUCUGGCGGAAGCGAAGGAGCGGGAAAAGGCUCUACAAGACGCGCUCGCCAUCGAGCAGGACUGCGUCGCAAGCAUGGAGCGAGCUGUGAAGGAGCUGCAGGUGGAGGUGGAGGAGACGAAGAAGCACGCGCGCACGGCGCUGGACGAGGCCAACGCCACCAUGGCUGCCGCGCAGAAGAAGCUGGCGGCGGCGGAGGCGGCUAGCCGGCAGGUGGAGGCGAGCCGGAGCGAGGCGAGCAGGCGCAUUGCGGAGGCGGAGCGGAAGCAGCAGGAGCUGGAGGCCAGGGAGGCGAAUGGCAGGCGCGAAGUUCAGGCGGAGAAGGACAGGCUGGAGGCCAAGGCGCGGGAACUGGAGGCGCAGAAAGGGUCACUGAGUGACUGGGAGGCCAAGUUGAAGCAGCGCAAUGCGAAGAUUCUGGAGAGCGAGGAGAUGCUGGAUGCGCGGGAGGCGCGCAUAGGCGCAGCGAUGGACGAGCUCAAGGCGGCGGAGCAGCAGGCGGAGGCGCGGAAGGCGGCGCUGCAGGAGGAGGCGCGGCGGCUGGAGGGCGUACGAGAGCAGGCGCGGGAGGCGGAGAAGCGCGCGCGGAAGGAGGCGCAGGCGGUGGCGGAGGGGAAGGUGGCGCUGGCGAAGCGGGAGGGCGAGCUGGCGGUGCAGGAGGACCUCCUGGUGGCGCGCGAACAGGACGCGGUGGCAAGGGAGAUGCGCGGCAAGGAGUUGGAGCUGCGUGUGGCGAGCGAGCAGGAGAGGGUGCGCGAGUGGGAGGAGAGCCUGCGGAAGCGGCAAUCGGCGCUGGACGAUCUCAAGGCCAAGCUGGCGAGCGAGAAGAAGGGGCUGGACGAGGUGGAAGCGUCUUUGAGCAGUGGGCGCGUGCAGCUGGAGGAAAUGCAGGCAGAGCUGCAGAGCAAGGAGCGUGCGCUGCUGGCGGAGCGGGAGAGGGUGCAGGCGCAGGAGAACGAGGUGGAAGGGCUGCGCGCGCAGGUGGCGCAGAAGGAGGAGCUGGUGGAGCAGCGCGAGCAGGGCGCGCAGAGGCGCGCGGAGAGGGCGGCGGAGCGCAUGGCGGAGGCGGAGGCGCUGGUGCUGCAAGCGGCGAGCAGAGAGCGGGAGGUGGAGCUGAGGCAGGCACAGCUGGACAGGGAUUUGAGGCGGUUGGAAGUGGCGAGAGCAGAGGCGGACGCGGAGAAGCAGCAGCUGGAGGACCUCCGGGAGAGGGUUCGCUCUGAGCGCGCCGAUUCAGAGGCGGAGAAGCGCCAAGCAGCAGCUGCUCUGGCUAAAGCGGAGCAGACUAUAGCGGAGUCGGGGGUCAAGCGGGAGGCAGCGCAGGCGGAAAUGAAGCGGGCGCAGGAGCGGCUUGAGGAGGCGGAGAGGCGCGUGCAGGAGCUGAGAGCGGAGAAGGAGAGGUUUGAGAAGGAGUGGGAGGUGCUGGAUGGGCAGAGGGAGGAGGUGGAGAGGAUGGAGGUAGAAGUUGGGAAACUGAGGGAGAAAGCACUAGCUGAUGUGCAGAAGGAGAGGGAGGAGGUGAGGAGGCAAGAGAGGGAGGUUGAAGCGAGGUUGGAGAAAGGGAGAGAGGAGUUGGAGGAGGAGAGGAGAGGGAUUGCGGAGGAGUGGAGGAGGAAGGGAGAGGAGGUCGAGGCAGAGAGGGAGGAGGUGGAGAGGGAGCGGGAGAAGUUGCGUGAGGAGAGGAAUGCGCUGGAAGAAGCGUCUGCGGAGGUGGAGGGGCAGAGAGAGGCGCUGAAGGCCGAGCGGGGCGAGCUGAGGAAGGAGAUCGAGGAGAAGAAAACGGUGUUUGCUCAGCUGUCGCAACAGCAUGCAGCUCUGGAGCGGAAGGGGAAGGCGGUGAAAGUGGAAGAGGAGAAGGUGCGGGAGAUGUUGGCAGCGGCGGAGAAGGGUCGGAAGGAGCUGGAGCAGGAGAAGGAAGGGUGGAAGGAGCAGCACCAGCAGAUGCUGAGCGCCGUGCGGGCAGAGCGAGAAGGCGUGGAGGAGGAGAGGAAGCGGGUGGUAGCAGAGGCGCGGGAAGAGAGGGUGAGGCUGGGAGAGGAGGCGGAUGAGGUGGUGCGGGCGAGGAAGGAAGCGGACGAGGGCAGACAGCAGGUGGAGAGGGAGAUGGAGGAACUGGCUUUCCAGAGAGCUGCGUUACAGUCAGAGGAGAUUGAGCUUGGCAGCAGACUCGAGGACGUGAGCGCCCGGGAAUCAGCUCUUGAAGCGGCGGCUGAGCAGCUGAAGGGGAGAGAGGCGGCUGUAGCGGCACGGAUGGGUGAAGUAGAGGCGGCCCUGGCGGCUGUAGCGGCGAGGGAGGAGGAGGUGGUUCGGGCGCGGGAGGGGCUUGUGCGGGAGAGGGAGAGGAUGGAAGCAGAGGUUGAGCAGCAGAAGAGAGUGGUGGAGAUGGAACGGGAAGGAGUGGAGAUGGAAAAGCAGGAGGUUGCGGCGAGGGGCGAGGCGGAGAGGGAGAAGGUUCGGAUUGAGAGGGAGGCAGUGGGGAAAGAGAGGGAGCAGGUGGAGCGAGAGGCUGAGGAGGUCAAGAAGGCCCUUGCGGAGGUUCACAGGCAGAGGGGGUUGCUGGGAGAGGAGAGGGAAGCUGCUAGAGCAGAAGCAGCCGAGCAUCGGGCAGCGAUAAAAUCUCUUGUGGAGGAACGGGCAGCGGCGGAGAGGGGCGCGAAGGAGGCGAGAAACGCGUGGGAGAAGGCCAAGGGGGAGAUGGAUGCCCUGGAGGCUGAGAGGAAGGAGGUGCUGCAGGAGAGAGCGAGGCUGGAUGAGGAGCGGAAAGACUUUGUGAAGAAGAUUGCUUUGGAGAGGGAGAGCGUGGCAGUGGAUAGGAAACUGGCGCUGGAGAAGGUUGAGAGGGAUUCUGCUGGGGUGAAGCGGGAUAGGGAGUCUCUGGCGAAGGAGAGAGCGGCGCUGCUGAAGGAGCGGGAGAGGGUGGAGAAGGAGAAGGAGGGCGUGCAGAAGAAGCUGCUGGAGGUUCGGGUGGAGCGGGAGAAGGCUCGGGAGGAACGGACGAGCACAAGGCAAGAGCUGGCGGAGAGCAGGGCGGAGAGAGUGAAGCUGGGGCAGCAGAAGGCUGAGCUGGAGCGGGAGAUUAAGAUGCUGCAGGCUGAGAAGGCAGAGGUGCAAGGCGAGAGGGCGAAGGCGGAUCGGGCGAGAGAGGAGCUGGAGAGGCUGCGGGAGGGGCUGGUUGCUGAGCGGGCGGAAGUGACUGCUGCUUUGGGGAGGCUGGACAGGGAGCGGCUGGAUGUGGCGGCUUUGGCGAGGCGAGAGAGGGAGGCCGUGGAGAAAGAGAAGGCUGCUGCUGAGGCGAAGAUUGAGAAGGAGAAUGCGAGGCUGGCGAGAGAGAGAGGUGCUUUGGGGAAGGAGAGGGAGGCGGUUGGGAGAGAGAAGGACGAGGUGGUGGGAGCGAGAGAGGAGGUUAGGGCGGAGAGGGUUGCGCUGGCAGGGGGGAGACGGGAACUGAAGAAGGAACAGGCGGAGGCCAAGGCUGCUGCUGCUGAGCUGAAGGCUGCCAGGGCCGCAGCAGAGAGGGAGGCGGAGGGGGCGAGAGUGGCUGCUGCUCGGGCGAGGGCGGAGCAGGAAGCAGCGGUGAAGGCUGAGGAGAGCGUGGCUGCGGAGAGGGAGAAGCUUGCUGCUGCAGCGAGCGAGCUGGAGAAGGAGAAGGAGCUUCUGGAGAAGAUGCGAUCGGCUGCUGCAGCUGAACGGGCGGAAUUGGCUGCUGAACGCGCAGGGAACGAGGGGCUGCUGAGGAAGAUUGAGCAGGAGAGGGAGGUGGCGAGGCAGGAGAGGGAGAAGGAGAGGAGGGAGAUUGGAGAGCGGAUUGCGGAGCUUGAAGGGCUUGAGAAGCAGCAGGCGGAGGCGAUUCAGGCGUCGAGGAACAUUCAGGAGCAGCGGGCACAUCUGCGGGAGGAGAUGGAGGAGUUGGAGAGGGAGAGGGCGCGGCUGAGGGUGGAGGAGGCGAAGGUGAGGGAGGGUGGGAGGGAGCUGAUGAGUGAGAGGGAGAAGCAGAGGGCUGCGCUGGAGAAGGAGAGGGACGAGGCUGCUGCGGCACAGGCUGCCCGUGCUGCUGCGGAGGCUGAUAGGCUGGCAGAGAGGAUCGCGGAGUUUGAGGCCAGGAUGGAAGAGGAGAAGGCGAAGCUGCGGCGGAUGCGGGAGGCGGUGGAGGAGAAGCGGGUUGGGGUGGAGGAGGAGAGGGCGAGGAUUGAAGGCGAGAGGGAGGAGCUGAGGAGGCAGAGAGAGGAGAUGGUGGCGAAGCGGGUGGAGCUAAAGAAGGAGAUUGCAGAGAAGGAAGCAGAGGUGCUGCAGGUGGAGCAGCUGAGGAGGCGGCAGGAGAGGGAGCUGAGGGAGCUGGAGAAGCAGCGGGCUAAGGUGAAGGAAGAGAGGGAGGAGGUGGAGCGACAGAAUCUGGAGUUAGUGUCUCGCAGGGCGAAGGCGGAGGAGGAAGUGGCAACGACCCUGGCUGGAAUUGAGUCUGAGAGGGCUGCUGCUGAAAAGGAGCGGCAGGAGAAGGAGCGGGAUCUUAUGGCCCGCUCCCGGAGGCUGGAUGAGGAGCAGAGGCGGCGGCGGGAGGAGUGGGAGGCUCUGGUGGAAGAGGAGAGGAAGAAGAUGGAGCGGGAGAGAGAGGCGGUGGCGCGGGACAGGGCGGAUACUCAGAGGCACUGGGACGAUGUGCAGAAGAUGAUUCAGGAGCUGCACCAGCAGCGGCGGCAGCUGAAGGAGGAGAAGGAGGCGGGCAGGCGGACGGAGAGUGCGGAGAGGAGGCUGUCGGGCGGGUCGAGCUGGAUUGCUGGCGGGCAUGAUUUGGCGGAGCAGCUGCGGUUUGCGAGGGAGAGGCUGAAUGAGGAGCGGGAAGAUUUCGAGAUGGAGAAGAAGGAGCUUGAGGCUCAGCGUCGGUCAGUGGAGAUGGAGCGAGAGGGCAUGGCACGGGAGGCCGAACGGCUCCGUGUGCUCAAGUCCGAACUCGCCACCAUGGAGAACUCCCUGCUGGGCUCUCCUGCCCAGGCUCAGGCGAAAUCUCAGGUGCCAGCAACAGAGGCAGCCACAGCAGUAGCUGUUGCAGUAGCAGCAGCAGCAGAAGAGGCAGCAGAGGCAGCAGCAGCAGCAGCAGGAGCAGAUCGAGAGGGGGGGUUGUUUACAACUCCUGGAAGAGAAACCGGGGCUAAAUUCGGUAGUGCUGCUGCUGCUGGUGGUAGCAAGUCCCCUGCUGGUGCGGGUCCUUCAGGUAUGGAUGAGGAAAGAGAUACAGGGAAGGAAGGUGACGAGGGGGAGAAGGACGACGGGGAGGGUGUUCCUGAUGCUGACGCUGCUGAUGGGUAUGUGGAUGGGGAUGCUGCAGAGGGGGAUGAGGAUGAGGCAUUCAGGGAUGCAGAGGGGAUGGAAGCUGAGCCAGCAGAUGGUGCUGCUGGUGUGGCUGUCACUGGGGUGGUGGUUUCUGCUGCUGCUGCUGCUGCUGUGCGGGCUGCUGGGGAGGAGCAGGCGGAUGGUGCUGGUGUUGGAGUGGCGGAUGGUGUUGGGGCUGGUGCUGGAGUGGCGGUAGGUGUGGUGGAAGUCGAAGCUCAUCUGGCUGUAGCGACCGUAGCAGGAACGGCCGCUGCAGUGCCCAGCGCUACGGCCGAACCUGCCACACCAGUCAGAGCGCCUGUUGGAAGCCAGACCCCUUCGGGGCGUAUGAGGCGCAGAGGCGGGGCUGGGGAAGCAGACGGGGUUGCAGGGGAGGAGGUGGAUAAGCCGCGUCUCUUGUCGCCGUCGCUGCUUGAGGAGGUAAAGGAGUCUCUCUCCUCUCACCGCCCCUUAGCGGCUUUCGCAGCCAUUGAGAGGAGUCUUCUCGAGGAGUCCGCGCACCGGCGAGUGUUUGAUCAGCUGAUCGCUCCUCUCACUGACCGCCAAGGCCCGUGCGCCAAGGACAGCGCAGUGACGGGUGAGGCCAAGACCGCAGGCAACCGCGCGUUUGGAGAGCAGCAGUAUGCGGAGGCUGUGACCUGCUACAGCAAGCACGCGUUUCUGCUGUACGCGUUUCUGCUGUACGCGUUUCUGCUGUACGCGUUUCUGCAGGGCUUGCAGGGAGCCAGCACAGGGUGCCUCAAGGACAGAAUCUGUGUGUCCCACCCUCUCAUCUUCCAGUCCUCCCCCUCCCGUUUGGGUUGUGCUGGCUCCCUGCAAGCCCUGCAAAUGGGACAGCUAAGGGAGGCUGAAGAGGAUUGCUCCCAUGCCAUCCACCUCUCUCCAUCUUACUGUAAGGCUUGGUUUCGGAGGGGGUGUGUUAGGGCUGCCCGAAAAAAGUAUCACGGCGUUGCAACUGGCAGGGCAGAUUCCACCCAUACUACUGGUGCUACUGGUGCUACUGGUGCUACUGGUGCUACUGGUGCUACUGGUGCUACUGGUGCUACUGGUGCUACUGGUGCUACUGGUGCUACUGGUGCUACUGGUGCUACUGGUGCUACUGGUGCUAGUGGUGCUACUGGUGCUACUGGUGCUACUGGUGCUACUGGUGCUACUGGUGCUACUGGUGCUACUGGUGCUACUGGUGCUACUGGUGCUACUGAUGCUACUGGUGCUAGUGGUGCUACUGGUGCUACUGGUGCUAGUGGCACUACAGGCUCCAUGCAUGGUGCAAGUCCCAAGAUGCUUCAAGACACCACGAAGUCUACCAGUGCUACUACAACACGAGUUGAUGGAAGUAAGGCAUUCGCAGCCCACCUGUCCUCUUUUGACAGCUCCGGCACCACAAAGUCUACCAGUGCUACCAACGCCACCAGUGCGACCAACGCCACCAGUGCGACCAACGCCACCAGUGCGACCAACGCCACCAGUGCGACCAACGCCACCAGUGCGACCAACGCCACCAGUGCGACCAACGCCACCAGUGCGACCAACGCCACCAGUGCGACCAAUGCCACUAGUGCUUCUCAGCAGGCAUGCGCAAGGGCUCCCCAAGACUCGCAUGCAGGGUGGGGCCUUCGGCUCGCUGCAGCGGGUUAUACAAGCAGAGGCACCAGAGCUGCUGCAGCCGGCACAGAGCCAUGCGCUGGUGCUCCCUGCCUGCCAGCUGGCGCUCCCGGCUUGCCAGCUGGCGCUCCUGGCUUGCCAGCUGGCACAGUUGUGCUAGUUGAAGAACCGAUAGUUGCGGCACUCUUGAAGCCGCACCGCUCCUCCUGCUGCCACCACUGCCUGCUGCCCCUCCCCUCCAACCCCUUCCCCUGCCCUGGCUGCUCCUUUGCCCUCUUCUGCCGGCCCCUCUGCGCUGCUAUGGCUCUGGGAGUGGCAACGUCCAUUUCAGAUGCUGCUUCUACUGCCACAGAUGCUGCCUCUGCUACAGAUUCCACAGCUGCUACAAAUGCCCCACCUGCUACAGAUGCUGCCUCUGCUACAGAUACGGGUGCUACAACCGCAUUGGAAAAUGGGGGAGAUACAGGUGCUACAGCAGCGGAGCUGCUACAGCCGGGGUGGAGGGCAGGUGUUACCUGGUGGGGGGAGCAUCUGGGGGAGUGUGGCGGCAGCAGCUGGCAUGCUGCCUUGCCGGUGGAGGCCUGCUUGGUUGGUAGGGUGGUGGGGCAGGUGGGACUGGGGCAGGUGGGAUUCGGGGGGGGUGGACUAGCACAGGGUGAGGGAAGGAUUGAUGGCGGUGUGGAAGGAAGAAGAGGGCUGGGGAGGAGAAGGAGGGGGGUGGAUUCCUUCAUUGCCUUGUGUCAUCAUCUUGGUCCGCUUCCCCCUUCAUCAUUGCUUCUUCACAGUUUGAGAAGAGAGGUAGAAGGGAAGCAAGAAAAGGGAGGAGAGCAGCAGGGAAACGGAAAGGAGGUAGGAGGUGAGGAGGAGGAAGGGGGGGUAGAAAGAAGGGGGAGAGGAGAGGGAGAAGGGAUGGGAGAAGGGAUGGGAGAAGGGAUGGGAGAAGGGAUGGGAGAAAGGGGAGAGUUGCAGCUAGGGCAUGUAUGGCCGGAGGAAGAGUUUGUCCGUCUGGCUCUGCUCGCUAUAGUCACAUCCCAUUGCAUCAACUCCUCCCUCGCUACAGUUGCACUGGAACUAGCACAUGCAAAGGGGGAUAACAGGUGGAAGGACCAGCAUCACCAGCAGCCGCAGCAACAUGCCUUUUCUCUUCAUCACCGUUUGACUCGCUUCCGCGUGUCAAGUCUCCAAGUGCUGGUGGUGCUGGGUCAACUGCGGUUCAAUGCUGUGGCAGUGAGCCAGGUGCAGGGAGGGGAGAGUGGCGGCACUGCUGGUCAACUGGAGGGCAUUGAACAGGUACAGUGGUAA
Molecule: messenger RNA, 8859 nt
Organism: Closterium sp. NIES-65
Lineage: Eukaryota; Viridiplantae; Streptophyta; Zygnematophyceae; Desmidiales; Closteriaceae
Source: the annotation of a GenBank genome assembly